Linum trigynum is the source of this 2330-nucleotide messenger RNA. The record is from the annotation of a GenBank genome assembly. NCBI's taxonomy places the organism in Eukaryota, Viridiplantae, Streptophyta, Magnoliopsida, Malpighiales, Linaceae.
CGCCUAAACACAAGCAUCACAAAAACUAACCCCAUCCUACUAUCUACAUCAGACUAGUAAGUUGCAGAAGAAACCCUACAGAAUGUACGAGAUCAUUCAUGCUUCAGAUGUGGUCUCCUACUCAGAUGUGGUUUCCUCUUCUUCGUACCAUUAUCUAAAUCAGACUAGUAAGUUGCAGAAGAAACCCUACAGAAUGUACAAGAUCAUUCAUGCUUCAGAUGUUGGUCUCCUCUUCUGCGUCCUCUUUAUCUUCCAAGUCAAGUAUAAAUUUGUUAUGUCCCUUCUUAAUCUUGUAUUGGACAGUGCAGUUGCCUUCCUGAUGGAGUUCAUGUCUUUCAAAUCAAAGGUCAUGGAGACCUGCUCUUUCAUUUGUAUGAUCGUUGCUUCCUCUGGCUGAAAAUAUGGCAAUAAAAAUCUCAAAUCAACAAAUUUAUACACAACAGACUAUGAGAGAACUCACAACAAGUUCUCUAAGCGAAACAGAAGAGAGAAUAUCUCUUACCUUGUCAACUGUGGUCUUUAUGCCUCAGAACGAGAUUGGCCUUUCCAGUACACCCCUAGUGGAUAAUUUCACACUUUUUUUGGUGACCGAUAUCACAACUACACAAUCCAAAGAAAAUUGCCUUUCACAUCCCAAAAAUUCACAAAAAUGUCAUCCGAAAAUAAAUUGGCACAAAUCGGUGCUUAAUGGAACUAUCAUUUGUGGAUAAUAAGGUCAAUAGACUUCAUUAUUGGUGGAGAAUAAUCUCGGCAUGAAUCCUUGAUCUGUAGCCUCCAAAAUCGAAAGAAAAUGCCCCGAAAUCUGUGAUGGUACACUUUUGGAAUCUGCCAAAAACUGACCGGGAGAUAUUUGCCCAAAUCAGUGCUUAAUGGACUUAAUCAUCAUUGAAGAAUAUCCUCUGGCCGAAUCCGUGAUCUGUAGCCUUCAAAAUCCAAAAAAUGGAAUUUCGUCGACCAAAAAAUUACAAAAAUGUCAUCCGAAAAUAAAUUGGCCCCAUUCGGUGCUUAAUGGACUUAUCUUCUGUGGAGAAUAGAAUCAAUAGACUUCAUUAUCUUUGGAGAAUAGCCUUGGCCUGAAUCUGUGAUCUGUAGCCUCCAUAGUAGAAAAUGUCGUUUCGGGAAAAUCGCCAGAAAUCUGUGACGGUACCCCUUUGGAAUCUGCCAAAAAUUGACCCAGAAGAAAUUCACCCAAAUCGGUGCUUAAUGGACUUAAUCAUCGUUAAAGAAUAGCCUCAGGCUGAAUCCGUGAUAUGUGGCUUUCAAAAUCCAAAGAAAAUGGCCUUUCAUCUCCCAAAAAAUUACGAAAAUGACAUCCGGAAAUAAAUCGGCCCAAAUUGGUGCUUAAUGAACUUAUCAUCCGUGGAGAACAGAAACAAUAGACUUCAAUAUCGGUGGAGAAUAGCCUCUGCCUGAAUCCUUAAUCUGUAGCCUACACAUCGGAAGAAAAUGCCAUUUCGGGAAAAUCGCCCGAAAUCUGUAAUGAUACCCCUUUGGAAUCUGCCAAAAAUUGACCUGGAAAAAUUUCUCCCAAAUCGGUGUUUAAUGGACUUAAUCAUUGUUGAAGAAUAGUCUCUUACUGAAUCCGUGAUCUAUAGCUUUCAAACUCCAAAGAAAAUGGCAUUUCUUCGUCCAAAAAAAUUACGAAAAGGCCAUCCAAAAAUAAAUUGGCUCGAAUCGACACUUAAUGGACUUACCAUGCGUGGAGAAUAGGAUCAAUAGACUUCAUUAUCGGUUAAAAAUAGCCUCGGCCUGAAUCCGUGAUUUGUAGCCUCUAUAAUCGAAAGAAAAUGCCAUUUCGGGAAAAUCGCCCACAAUCUAUGAUGUUACCCCUUUGGAAUAUGUUAAAAACUGAUUCGAAAGAAAUUCGCCUAAUUCGGUGCUUAAUGGACUUAAUCAUCGUUGAAGAAUAACAUCAGACUGAAUUCGUGAUCGGUAGCAUUAAAAAUCCAAAGAAAAUGGCCUUUCACCGCCCAAAAAUUUACGAAAAUGAAAUCCGAAAAUAAAUUAGUCCAAAAUGGUGCUUAAUGGACUUAUCACCCGUGGAGAAUAGAAUCAAUAGAUUUCAUUACGGUGGAGAAUAACCUCAGCCUGAAUCCGGGAUCUGUAACCUCAAGAAUCGAAAGAACAUGCCAUUUCUGGAAAAUCCUUCGAAAUUUGUGAUGGUACUCUUUGAAAUAUGCCUAAAAUUGACCUGGAAGAAAUUCGCCCAAAUUGGUGCUUAAUGGACUUAAUCAUCAUUGAAGAAUAGCCUCAAGCCGAAUCCGUGAUUUGUAGCCUUCAAAAUCCAAAGAAAUUGGCCUUUCGUCGCCCAAUAAAUUACGAAAUGCCAU